Messenger RNA from Salvia splendens (bonfire salvia), 879 nucleotides. RefSeq names its product pelargonidin 3-O-(6-caffeoylglucoside) 5-O-(6-O-malonylglucoside) 4'''-malonyltransferase-like. The record is from RefSeq and is a predicted model, not a curated record. The coding region runs from base 1 to 879 and encodes 292 amino acids. Lineage: Eukaryota; Viridiplantae; Streptophyta; Magnoliopsida; Lamiales; Lamiaceae. The transcript is spliced from 4 exons.
AUGAAGAUCAACAUAGUUAGAAGAAAGUUGAUAAAACCAUGCACCCCAACUCCCCAAAACCUCAAAAGCUACAAACUUUCCUUCAAAGACGAGCUCAGUCGGCCAUCAAACGUCGGCGUCGUCCUCUUCUACCAAUCAAAGCCGACGAAACCAGCCAACGUGCUCGAAGAAUCCUUGUCGGGAAUCUUACCGCGUGUCAUAUCACGCCAUUUUUUAGUAGUGUACCCUCUCGCAGUAGCCGAUGUCGAUGAUGUGGAAGUAGACGAUCUUGUUCCGCGACGAGGGGACCGGUUCGCGGGCCCCACCGAUCCGCUGCUGUCGGUUCAGAUCACGGAGUUGGUGAAAUGCGGGGGCUUGGCUGUCGGCGUUAGUGUGUCGCAUAGGAUUUUCGAUGCUUCUUCGAUUGGGACGUUUAUUGCUGCUUGGUCGAAUGCUAGCAAGAAUCUAGGGGGAAAGAAGGGAUCAGUAUUGUUCCCACCUUUGAUCCUCAUUUGUUGUUUCCUGAUAAUAAAAUCAAAAAAUAUGCAAUUGAAGUACUAUAAAUUUGGAAAGGAAUCUAUAACGAAUCUGAGAUCAAAACUGAACACAAAACAAGGCAUCAUCAACAGCCAAAAAAUCUUCUCGAAGGUUCGUCUCAUCUCCGCCGUCAUUGCCAAGGCCUUAAUCCGCAUCGAUGCAAAAAAGUACGGACGCCCGAGGCCUUCCCUCAUCAUUCAGGCCGUAGAUAUGCGGCCGAGAAUUAACCCUCCUCUCCCCAAACACUCGCAUUGCAUGCUGCGGCUAAGUGUAUGCACCGGUGCGGCCGGUUUGGGACUUCACGAAAUCGCAUGUAUGAUAAGCGACGCCAUCGAAAACACUGUUUUCGACUUUAUUAUGUAA